Molecule: messenger RNA, 4695 nt
Organism: Knipowitschia caucasica
Lineage: Eukaryota; Metazoa; Chordata; Actinopteri; Gobiiformes; Gobiidae
Source: the annotation of a GenBank genome assembly
AUGCUGACGGACAUUAGCCCAAAAGAAGAAAGCACUGACUUGGAAUUGGAGCCGUCUAUCAGGGAUGGGAUUAUUCUACCGCCCAGGGGAGCAACUGCGGCACCUCCAUACCACGAUCACACCACCGUAGAGACCAAAGACAAAAGCAUGGGAAGAGCUGUGUGCAUGCUCUGCAACUGUCGACCCUCCCUCUACACUUGUCCACGGUGUAAUGUGCCUUACUGCAGUCUGUCCUGUUACAAGAGCAGUGAGCACUCUGUUUGUUCAGAGGAUUUUUAUAAAGAAGCUGUUCUGCAGGAGCUGAAAGAAAUGGGAAAAACUGAAGCAGAGGGGAAAAAGAAAAUGCAAGACAUUCUUUUAGGACUUCGAAAGAAGUCUCAAAAUGCAGACGGUGGCAUGGAGAGUCUGUUGAAAGAAGGGGUAUUGUCAGGGGAAUCCGAGCACGAAGACUCCAAGAUUAAUGUAGCGACUAUUGAACUGUUGUCAAGGCUUGCAGAAUUACAGGAGGCUGAUGAGGAAAAUGCAGAGGAGAUCGAGAAUAUUUUGAGAGAACUUCAGAAAAUUGGAACAGGGAACAAUGUUGACUUUGAGGAUGAUGAUGCCCCUGAUGAAGAAGAUGAAGGGACUGAUUUAGAAGAGAGUCUGCAACUUGCCACAGAGCGUCAAGAGGAGGCAAGUGCAGCUGUGCGAUCGAAGCAGGCCCAACAAUUUGACUGGGCUUUGGGCAAGUUGGACAGCUCUGUGAGAAGAACUGGUCGCAUCACUAAAACAUUGCUCCUCCGUAUCUUCCAUGACAUCUGCAGAAACGGAUAUCCCAGCGGCAAUCAAGCGUUGUUGUUACUUCGGAGCUGUGGAUCACUGUUGCCAGAGGUUCCACCAGCUGAUCGUACUGAACUGGCUCACCGCAUCUGGGAGAAGAUACAGGAGCUGGGCGCUCAGUAUGAUGUCAGUCAUUACAAUGCCUUGCUGAAGGUUUACUUGCAGAAUGAGUUUUCAUUUUCUCCAAUGGACUUUCUUGCCAAGAUGGAAGCAGAAAAGAUUCUUCCAAAUCGAGUUACCUACCAGAGACUUAUUGCUGCAUAUUGUCAAAAUGGUGAUAUUGAAGGAGCAAGCACAAUAUUGGGAUUCAUGAAGAACAAAGACCUGCCCAUAACAGAGGCAGUCUUUAAUUCUCUAGUCACAGGCCAUGCCCGUGCAGGUGACAUUGAGAGUGCCAAAAACAUCCUAGCAGUUAUGCGAAAUGCUGGAAUUGAACCAAGCCCUGAUACCUACGUUUCUCUGCUGAAUGCUUAUGCCGAAAGUGGAGACAUGGAGAAUGUGAAAGCGACAUUGGAGGCUGCAGAAAAUGCAGAUUGCAGUUUGAUGGACAGAGACCUCAUGCAAGUUAUCUUCACAUUAGCAAAAGCUGGACACCAUGAACACACCCCGGAAAUGGUAGAGCGCAUGAGACACGAAAGAGGCUACAUCCCAGAUGCUAUGAAUUUGUGUUUGAGUCUUAUUACUCAUGGCUAUGAAGACAUUUCCUUUCACAUCCUGAAAAGCUUCCCCACAUUGCAAAUUGACAAUGUUAGCCCAGACUCUGUAAACCUUGGCAACUUCUUCAUUAGACAUUGUGUCGCUAUGGAAACGUCUAUAGAAAAGAUUGGGCAGUACUGCAAAGGACUCCAGGAGGCAAACCUACACACGUCACCUCUUGUAUUUGCUUUAUCUUGUGCUCUGGAAGCCAAGAAAACAGUCAUGUCUAUUGAGCUGAUGAAGAUGUUGAUCGACCAAAAAAUGCCAGUUAGACCUCACUUCUUCUGGCCGCUCCUCACUGCACAUGUCGCAGACAGAAACACAACUGCUAUUGUGGAGAUUGUGAAGGCCAUGCAAGAUCUCGGUGUGGCCCCAGAUGUAGACACACUUUCCACCUAUGUUCUUCCUGCCUUCCCAAGCUCACAGGAAGCCCGACAGGCGCUUAUGGAUGCCGGCAUUUCACUGGAGUCUGAGGGAUUUUUGUCUUCAGAAGUUCGCUCUCUGGCCAUCAAAGACCUUGCCAGCUUGUACAAUUUGUUAACGGAGGUCUCCUUUCCCACACCUGAACUGAUAUCAUUUCGCGGCAGCUUUAUCAUGGGAUUCAGAAAGUCAUCUGAUGUAGAAAGCAUGGUCAAGAUUACAGAGUUGUUGUUCCGAAGCGAGAGCCUCUCUGGGGAAAAUGUCAAGUCUGCCGAAGUGGGCGGCUUCUUUUUGUAUAACCUGAUUGAAAACAUGCCAGAGAAGGAGGUGCAGGCACAAGAAGACAAACUGAGGAAAUACUUCAGUCGGCUCCGUGAACAGAAUAUUACAAUUACAGCAAAUAUCUACAGAGGCAUCAGGAAUCUACUAGAAGCUCGGCAUGUUCCAGAACUUAUCAAAGAUGUGGUUUCCUUGGUAGAGCCGAAAGAAAGGGUGUCCAUUGGACAAGCUGUUCCCCGUGUCGCUCAGGAAGGUGAGAAUAAGCUGUUGAUGUUGGAGAAGAAACUAGAAGAACUGAAGUCUGAGAACAAACCUUUGGGUUCUGUAUUGAAGCAGAUCUUGCAGGCUCUCUCAGUGGAAGAGAAUCUCCAGCGUGCUCUUGAACUAAAGCAGCAACACGAGCAGGACAUGAACAUUGCAGCAUACGCCAUUCUCAUCAACCUGUGCUGCCGACACGACAAUGUAGAGGAAGCGCUUGGCCUGAAGAGGGAAAUGAGCCGUAUGGACUCAUCUGUGGCUCUUGAUGCAAAUAAAUACAUCGCACUGGUAAAGACACUCUCCAAGAAUGGCAAAGUGGAAGAGGCAGUAGACAUCCUAAAGGAAAUGAAGGAGAAAGAUGUUUUGUUGGGCGACAGUCACCUCACCAUGCUCUUCCACACACUGAACUCUGUAGCAGCCAAAGGCGGUGUAGAUGCCAUUCGACGCCUCCAAGACACGAUCUUCACGCUGGGACUGGCCAAGCCCACAGCCAACUUGUGCUCUCCACUUGUUACAGCCUACCUGGACAGUAAUGACCUCUCCGGGGCCCUGGACGUGGCGAUGGAGUGCCAGCAGCGCUACAAACAUCUUCCUCGAAUUCAUGACAUUAUUGUGGGCCUGGUGCAGCAGGGUGACACUGAACUGCUGCAGAAAGCGAUGGACUUUGUGAGCCAGGAGCGUGGAGAGAUGACCAUGCUGUAUGAUCUUUUCUUUGCCUUUUUGCAAACUGGACGCUACCGUGAGGCUCGUAAAAUCAUUGAGACUCCUGGCUUGAGAGCGAAAUCUGGACGUCUGCAGUGGUAUGCUGAGAAAUGCAUUUCUUCAAACCAGAUUGAAGCCUUGGAGCAAAUGGUAGAAAUUACAUCAAAGCUGUUUGAGUGUGACCGAGAUGAAAUGUACAACUACGUCCUUCGACUCUGCAAGGACACAAAUGACUGGCAGAAAGCAGAAUCCAUCUGGACAAAGAUGCAGGAAGAAAAUGUGAUUCCAAGAGAAAGGACCUUGCAUUUGUUAGCGGACAUCUUGAAGACUAAUGGCCAGGAGGUCCCUUUUGAGGUGCCCCAGACUUGGUAUGAAAGCUCUGCCACCCAGAAGACCAAACCAACAGCCACAGUCUCAAAUUCAACUGAUUUGAACUCUAACCUUAAUGUGAAACUGCUCACUCUGUGCAAAAGGGGCAAAACUAAAGAGGCAUAUGAGCUGCUGAAAGAGGCCAACAGAAGUGGACUUUCACUUGGUCCUGCUUCUUAUGAUCAACUGAUUCGCGCACUGCUGGCUGAGGGAGCAAUAAAGGACGCCAUGGAAGUGAAAGACCUUGCGACGUCUCACAUUCAUUCUUUUAAAUUGAGUGACAUCGCAACAAAUCUGCUCAUAAUUACUCAAAGCAAGAAAGGACAAGUGGAAGAUGCACUUCUGAGUCUUAAGUCCAUGCUCCAGGCCGACUAUGUGCCAUCGAGCCUGGCUGUCACCAGACUGUUGCAGGCCUUUGGCAGCCAGGGCAGGUUGGACGGCAUCAAAGAGGUGGAGCGCAUCAUGAAGGGGCUGAAUACCCCCCUGAACCUGUCCAGCAUGGUGUUCAUCAACAACAGUGCACUGGCACAUAUCCACAACGGUGACCUGGAAUCAGCUGCGGAAAUUAUGGAUUCCGUUUACCAAAGUCCAGACAGUGCUUCGGUCAGUAUGUCUUUUGUCUUCAGAAAAGUCUUAGAAGAUGGCAAUGACGCGGCCUUUGACAAAUUGAGUGCCACGGCUGAGCGGCUGGCCAAUCACUUUGCCUGCUACAGACCUGCUUCAGAUAUUUUUAUUCAGCUUCUGGACAUGGACAAAGUAGAGGACGCCAAGUUCAUGCUGGCUCGCUGUAAUGCAGUGGCUGAACAGAAGGACCUCCUGGUGUCGUAUCUCUCCAGAAAGGCUCAAUCUCCUGGACAGCUGGGAAAGAUCAAGGCUCUGAUGACCCUUAUUCCAGACUUCACAGAGAAGAAAGUGCUGUAUCCGUACCUGAUGAAAAUCCAUGUUGUGGAUAAGGAUUUGGAAUCAGCAAAAGCUCUGCACGAGCAGAUGCAACAGGAGGGAGUGGAGGUGGAUGAGCUGUCACUCAAACGGUUGGCAUCGCUGUACCGAGAAGUUGGAGAAACUUGUCCUUUCUCUGAGCCCCCUGAAUCGUUCAAGUUUUAUGCGGACAAGUUGAGGGAGAAGCAUUCCAAAUCCCAGACGACAGAAUAA